AUGCCAACCAUCAACACUCAUUCCGUCCAGAUCGCACUGGAGGGCAUCCUCUGUGGUGAGCGCAAGAACUGGGACCACAAUAUGGCCGUGUUGCCCAGAUGGAUUCACAAGCUGGGCUCGGUUUACUACACGGCUUUGCUUGAGGACAAGCAGGUCAGGAAGUAUGGAUGGUUGUCAGGCCGUCAGGGUGAGCGGCUCAGUCCUUCUGAGAUGCCAAAGCCCGUCCGCGAAAUUCUUAACCUUGCCUCUACCGGGCUCCGCAACCUCCGGGGGAUUACAGCCAAUCUCAAGGAAAUCAUCGAGCGAUCGGAAAUCACGUCCAACUUUAUCGAGCGGGCUACCAUUGAGUACAGAGAGGGACCCGUUGGUGGAUUCGAAAGGCCUCUUGGGGCUGCUGGGAGACAGAUGGAGAGGUGUGUGGUGCUUUCUGAGGAAAUGGCGACGACGUACAACAGCUUUGGUGCUUGUCUUGAGCGUACGAUGAAGUCAUCCAUGACCGAUGAGCUCUACCUGAUGGACGAGGAGAAAAGGGAGUGGAUUAAAGAUGCCGCCCUACUCAGCAAGAUGAUCACCGUGGUCUACUACAACGUCCUGACAGCUGCUGCCGAGCUCAAGAAAGUCUCGGAACUGCUCCACCCUGGACUCAGACUCAAGGGCGAACCUCUCGUGGAGCUGUACACUGAAGUCUUGAGCGCCCGGACCCGGUUGAAGGUCGCUCGGGAGCUGGCCAAGCUAUUCACCACGACGGUCGACUCCCUGGGCCCUCUGAUCGCCAAGCUGGAUUCGAUCGUCCAAGAUGGAGACAAGUCUUGGCGCACCCAAAUGCAGGGAGACCUUCGCCGGUUCACUGAGGUGUUUGAGGAGCGAAAGGACUACGCCGAGGACGCCGCCAAACAGGUAUGUGAAUAA
This is a messenger RNA of Podospora anserina S mat+, 909 nucleotides long. RefSeq lists its product as uncharacterized. NCBI's taxonomy places the organism in Eukaryota, Fungi, Ascomycota, Sordariomycetes, Sordariales, Podosporaceae. The record is from RefSeq and is a predicted model, not a curated record. The transcript has 3 exons. Bases 1 to 909 code for a protein of 302 amino acids.